This is a messenger RNA of Vitis riparia (riverbank grape), 2203 nucleotides long. RefSeq names its product muscle M-line assembly protein unc-89-like. NCBI's taxonomy places the organism in Eukaryota, Viridiplantae, Streptophyta, Magnoliopsida, Vitales, Vitaceae. Bases 153 to 1826 code for a protein of 557 amino acids. Gene Ontology annotation, molecular function: calmodulin binding. The record is from RefSeq and is a predicted model, not a curated record. The transcript has 2 exons.
UCUUCCUCGGCCAUGCUUCAUUCACUCUUUCAUUUUUUUCCCCUCAUUUCUGUUACUUUUUCUUCGCUUUCUGGCAAAGUUGUGUUUGUUUUCCGAGAAAAAGAAGGGUGUGGACUCACUGUUUGAAGUUCUGUGGUUUCCUUCUCCCUGUUAUGGCUGAGAAGAGUAUCGAUAUGCCAAUGAGCCCAGAGAUGACUAAGCCAGGAGGAGGAAAUAUAAGAAGAAACUCUACAGGAACACCAUUUUUUUUGAGCAGUGGGGAAAAACCUGUCCCUCAUUAUCUCAGAGCUUCUAUUGGCUCCUGCCAUGAUUUCUGUAAAUAUGGGAGAAAACAUGCAUUUGAAGCAAAAGCAAGGAGUCCUAUACGCAAAAUAAAUAUAACAUCACAACCACCUGAUGCUAAAAAUCCAGUGGACAAGGUAGUUCAGGCAGAGAGGAAAAGGGCAACCAUGGUUAAACUCAAGCCUUCACCUAAUUCCAAAGCUGGUUUUCCUCAAAGCACCAAAAUCAUCAAGUUGGAAGUUUCAUCACCUUCAAAGAAAGUAGAAGUCUCUUUGAAACAUGCUUCAGCAAAUGCUAGAGGAAUAACUGAUGUCUCAUCAACUAUGAAUAAAGUAGAAGCCUCUUCAAAACGAGCUCCACCGAAUGCUAGAGGAAUAACUCAGAAUGCAAAACAUACAACUCCUGUGAAGCUGAAACCUAUGGCAGUGAAGCCAUUACCUUCACCUGACCCUUUAAAAGGUUCAAGUGGGAGAAGAAACAGUGACAUCAAUAUAGGCCCAAAGACAGGGACCUCCAAAGUGCUGGUGUCCCCGGCAGCUAGGUUGUCCCCCAAACAUUCUGUUGAUGUUGCAAGUUUAGAUGCAAGAAAAAACAGGAGUUUGGAUGUUGUUUCUCCUUUGAAGAAUCAGAACAGGAUCAGAAAAGCUGAGCCCCAGCAACCAAAAAACAAUAAGAUCCAGGAGAAAACCUUGAGAACUACAUUAUUCCGCAAACCUUCUAUCAAUCGAGUUACAAGCUUAAAUGCAAGAAAGUACAAGAACCUGAAAGUUGUUUCUCCACUGAAGAAUCUGAACAGAACCAGAAAAGCAGAAAUCCAGCCACCAGAUGAUGGCAAAGUCAUAGAAAAAACCUUGUAUGUUGUCAUGACGGAUACUGACAACAAAACCUUGGGCUCAGCUCCAGAUGGAAGCCCUACUUUUAAAUUGUCUCCAUCUCCAUCAUUGUCGCCAGCAGAGUCUUCAUCCCAACCAACUUCUCCAUCUUUGUCAUCCCAGGAAGAAGAAGAUCAAGGGGAGUCUGAGUAUACUAUUAGUGAUGCUGAUGAUUUCAUCUUGGAAGACAAUGAAUCUGGAAACAUGAAUGAAGCUGAAAAUCCUGAUGGGGAAUACAAAAGAAGGCCACAGAAGGCUGGGUUGGUUCAUUCUGAAGAUGAAGAAUGCUCAGCUGUGAAGCUAAAUUUCAGGAAGGGAAAAGUGCUUGACCUUCAUUCUGAAAACAAAGGUCCAAGGAGGCUCAGAUUUAGGCGAGGGAAACUGUUAGGGGAGAACCAGAAUGGCAAGAAUGAUGCUGGGAGAAGAAGCUUUAAGAGGAGAGGAGUGGAUGGUGAUACAAAUGGUACUAAGGAUGAAUCUGAAAAAGUUGUUUUGAGACAUCAAGAUGUGCAGGGAAAGAAAGAUGCGCAGGGUCUGCUCAAUAAUGUAAUUGAAGAAACAGCGAGUAAGCUUGUGGAAACCAGGAAGAGUAAGGUUAAGGCCUUGGUGGGUGCUUUUGAAACAGUAAUCUCCCUUCAAGAGACUAAGCCCUCUACAAAUACUGUCGCUUAAUUUGAAAAGGAACUUUGUCUUCUUCAACAAUGCAUUGGAUUAGUAAAGAGUGGUAAAAGAAUAACCUUAAGCUUGUCAGGGUAGAAGUGCAGUUUACAAGUUUGGGGAGCACCCUUUGAACUCACAAAAUGUAAAGGUAGAUUUUUUUGGGUGAGGCUUAGAAAGCCUGAAUGGUGGAGUUGAAUGGGGAUUCUUGUGUGUACUGAUCUUGACAUGUUUCAUAUUCAUUUCCUGCAGGGUAUGCUUUUUGCUUUCUCUUCAGAUUUAUACUAAUGUGAUUGAUUUGUAUCUUGUGAAUGAAACUACUGGAGACUCAUAUGACUUUUAUCUACCUUGAGUGGCAAAAGAAAAGCUUCAUUGCUUUGAAUUAUUCAAGA